AUGGGUCUCUGCUUUGCUUCUCUCUCUCCCCACCAAACUCCCUCUGAAUCUCUUCACUAUUCUGGUUCAGGGCGAGAAGGCACUGGCGUUAAUGGAGGAAGCAGUAGCAGUGGCAGUAGCAAUAACGUUGUGUUUCCGAGUAUGGAAACGAGGAACCUGAAGCAGUUCAGUUUUGUGGAUCUGAAAGCAGCAACCAGGAGUUUCAGGUCUGAUGCAUUGCUUGGAGAAGGGGGUUUUGGGAAAGUUUACAAAGGAUGGCUGCACGAGAAGACUCUAACACCCACCAAAGCUGGAUCUGGAAUGGUGGUUGCUGUUAAGAAAUUGAAUUCCGAGAGUUUGCAGGGAUUUCGGGAGUGGCAGUCAGAAAUAAAUUUUUUAGGAAGGAUUUCUCACCCAAACCUGGUCAAGCUUUUGGGUUACUGUUGUGACGAUGUGGAAUUUCUGCUUGUGUACGAGUUCAUGCCAAGGGGAAGCUUGGAGAACCAUCUCUUUAGAAGAAAUUCUAGCACAGAACCAUUGUCUUGGGACACCCGACUCAAAAUAGCUAUUGGUGCAGCUCGAGGCUUGGCUUUCUUACACACCUCAGAAAAGAAAAUCAUAUACAGAGAUUUCAAAGCCUCCAAUAUACUACUUGAUGAGGAUUACAAUGCAAAAAUUUCAGAUUUUGGCUUGGCCAAAUUAGGCCCUUCUGGGGGAGAUUCACACGUGAGUACCAGGAUCAUGGGCACAUAUGGCUACGCUGCUCCAGAAUAUAUGGCAACAGGUCAUUUGUAUGUGAAGAGUGAUGUUUAUGGUUUUGGUGUAGUUCUGCUUGAAAUUCUGACAGGGUUGCGGGCAUUUGAUAGAAAGCGCCCCUUCGAGCAGCAGAAUCUAAUUGAAUGGGCUAAGCCUUCUCUCUCUGAUAAAAGAAUGUUGAAAAGCAUAAUGGAUGAGAGAAUGGAGGGUCAGUAUUCAACCAAUGCAGCAAUGAAAGCAGCACGUUUAACUCUAAAAUGCCUUGAAAGCGACCCUAAAAAACGUCCUCCCAUGAGAGAUGUUCUGGAGACAUUGGAACGGAUCGAAGUUAUCAAGGAUAGAAGGAAAUAA
Molecule: messenger RNA, 1086 nt
Organism: Sphenostylis stenocarpa
Lineage: Eukaryota; Viridiplantae; Streptophyta; Magnoliopsida; Fabales; Fabaceae
Source: the annotation of a GenBank genome assembly